ACUAAAAAGUUUUUUUUUUUUUAUAGCCUUCAUUUCUUAUAUUUAUUAAAUUUAUUUUUUACAAGUAUAGUGGUUUUAACUUUUAUUAAUUAAUAAUAAUAUUUUUAUUAUAUUAAAUUUAACAAAAACGAUUUAAAACAUUAACUAUUCGUAAUUGAUCAAUUUAAACAAGUGAAUGCAAUUCAAAUAUGGCUAUGUGGACGACGUUUACGAAUACAGGUUAAACAUAUAUCAGUGUAGUUUGAAUCGACACAAGUUUAAGUAUUGUGAAAAAUACAAAUUAUAAUUUUGCUUUCGUAUUUAUCUACCCAUACCCGUAUAAUUUAUAAAAACUGUUAUUUUUUUCAAUUCUAUACAUUGUAUAAUACAAAUUUAAUCUUUAAAUCCAAACUUCCAUUAUCAAAAUAUUUUCUUUACAUACUUAAUCAAAAUUAUUAAAUUGUUAAUUCUAAGUAUAUUUGUUAUAAUAAUAAUUUUUCAAAUUGAGUAAGUAGUAUACACAAUACAAAAUUCCAGAGAAACUUAACAGCUUACCUAACUAUUAAGAUUUCACUUUUUUGUAGCUUUUGCUCGGUUUUUGAUACAUAACUAUUGCAAAUGAAUAUAUUGAAAAUUGUUUAGAUAGGUACUAUGUAUCUAAAGUAUUCAAGGUACUUUAAUAAUGAGCUUUAUUACGUAUUUCUUACUCUUUCCAUUUAUUAGUUAAUGUGCAUUCUAUUAUAUACUUUGGGAUAAUGUAGUAAAAUGGUUACUGUUAAAAAAAAAUGUCAUCUUUAGUUCAGUCAUAUCAAGAGUUGAUGAUAUCCAGAUGAAUUAUAGUCUUAUAUAUUGUAGCAAUGUUCUUAGGAGUUUGCUCAAAGAAAAUUAUUGACACUAUACAGGGUUCCCAAUAUGAUCAUUGUGAUAUCUUCAAAACUACUAACUUAUGCAUCAAUCAAUCUGUAAUAUUAAGUAAAUUAAUACAAAUAUUUAAAAAUAGGUUUGUUAUUUAUAACUUAAAUUAUAUUCAGUAUUAAAACAAUUUGCUUACUCUUAAUAUUUAUUACAUUUUACUUAAUUUCCUAUAAUAUAGAUAAUUUGUAAUUAGUUUAUUUUUAGUAUUUAAACAUUUUGUAUUUUAAGAACUUGUACUCAUGUUUAAUGUUACUUAUUUUUGAAAAUGGAAAAAAAACUAUUCAACUAAAUACAUGAGUCAUAUUAUCCAAUCCCCACCAAAUAUAUAUGUAUUACAUAUUUUACAACUAAUUGUUGAUUGAAAGGAUUAUGCAGUUUUUAACACUUUUAUUUCAAGUAUAUAGUUUAAGGCUAAGUUAACGCGUAACUAUACUAUUGCAUUAUUAAUUUUUAAUUGAUUUGGUACUAGGAACUACUGACCCAAGUCGAGAAUCAGGGUUAGGAAGUGAUUCUGACAAUAUGGCUGAAUUGGCACAGCUAUUACAAGCAGAUAUACCUGAUGGUCGCAAUAGUUUGUCUGAUAGCCAUGUAAAUUUAGAACGUGUGGCAGAAUAUUGCGAGGGAAACUAUUUUCAAGCUGAGAAUAAAAGAUUGGCUUUAGAAGAAACUAAAAACUAUACUACUCAAUCCUUGGCGAGUGUUGCUUAUCAAAUAAACACUCUGGCCUAUAAUUUUUUGCAAUUAUUGGAUUUGCAAACAGUUCAAUUAUCUGAAAUGGAAAGUCAAAUCAACCACAUUGCUCAAGUAAAUCUAUUUUAUAUGUUAUACAUAGUUAAUAAGCAUGUAGUUCAAUCCAUAUUAUCUAUUAUUACCUCAUUUGUCAAAUUUUAUUAUAAAUCUCUUGUAAUAAGUUAUAACACUGUGCCUAUACACCCAACCAUGGUACCUAUCAUAAUAUUAUUAUGGUUGGUAAGAUUAGAAACACCUGACUACAGAUAAAAAUAUACCUUAGUAUAUCUUAGUCCAUGCAUCUAACUAUGGUCGGUAUUAUAAUAUGUGCCUGACUAUAGUGGGUAAAACCAAUAUAAUUAGAAUCAUGAUAUAAAUAUACAAGUUGAGCAUUUUUGAUAUAAGAAAAAAAAAAUUGCAUAAAGGUGCAGUUUCUUAUCAAUUUUCUAAUUUAUAUUUUUCAAUUUAAUUUCAACAAUUAAUUAUUAAAAUUAAGUACCUAUAUAUCAAUAAUAAUUUUGUUAGUUCUAUACAUGAUAUUCAUUUGAUAGGUACUCUGUGAAUAAAAUUGUUAGACCGACCACCAAACAGACCUUUUAUAACCGAACUUCGCUUGGAAUAGUUUUUCGUUAACAAUGAUUAAUUCUUGCAUACAUUAAAACAUAAAAUUCAACCCUACAUCCUAUCUUCCCAACUUCUCAUCUACAACAGUGGCCCACUCAUCGUGCGAAUAGUAUAUCAGUCUUUUUUUCUGGUGGGGUGUUCUUUAUUUUACCAACCAUAGUGGGGCAUAUGUUAUGAUACUGACCAUGGUCAUAUAUACAGACACAGCGAAGUUUAAUUUAGCACAAUACAAAUAUUGAUAUCUCCGUUUUUUGUCCAGAACACUUUGUUAAUUUAUCAUGGUAACCAAAUAAUAUAUAAUAUUAUAAUUAAUUUAAUAAAAAGGAUGGACAUACUUCGCACGUGGGUGCAGCCACUGUUGUAGGUGGGAAGUGGGUAAGGCAGGAUACAGAUGGGAAUUUAAUAUAUAUAUCUGUAAGCAAUGAUAAAUCAUUGCUAACGAAAAAUCGAUUCUGAGCUAAGUUCAGUUGAUAGUGUUGCUUUGCCAACAAUAUAUAUGUCAUAUAAUGGUAAAAUGAUUACAACAAUGAUUGUUUAAAAAAGAUUAUUAAAUAAUAAAAACUUAAUAAUAACAAAAAUAAAUAAAAACUGUUGUCAAUGAUAACCUUAUUUUUAAUCUUUCAAUCAAAAAGACCUAAUUAUCUCUAAUAUUAAUGAGAAUUUCAAAAAAGGUUCUAUACUUGAUAAUUGGAGUAUGUUUUCUCGUAGAAAGUGUUCGCAUAAAAAAAAAAAAAAAAAAACCAUCACUAUAAAACCAAUACAUUUCUAUUUCCACUCAAUUUAAAUUUGAUUGGUGAGUGUAGAUAAUAUAGAACCAAAUAAUGGUACAAACAAGCCAAUGUCGGUCUUGGUUUAUAUAAAACUUAUCAAUUUAAGAGUAGAUUCUUAUGUCGUAUUGAGUGGUCACAAAAAAAAAAAAAUGACUGUAAUGUUGUAUUUUUUUUAAUAAAAGUUUUAAUUUAAUACCAAAUUUUGACAAAAAUUGUAAAUAUUACAGCCUUUUAAAUCACGUUAAACCAAACUUCGCUCCAAAUUGUUUUUUCGUUAGUAAUGGUUUAUUUUUGAUUACAAUUAUAAAUAAUUUUAUAUAUACCACCUAACCAACUUCCUACCUAUAACAGUGGCUUUCAGCCGUCCCCAGUAUCAGCUCAUUUUUUUUAUAUAUAUUGAAUCGUUAGGUUUAUGAAAAACAUUUUGCUAUAAACUGCCCUUUUUUUUUUUGAUCAACUAGUGAAAAAAUGCUAAAGUAUAUAAAUAUCUGCUUUACACUUGUAAUGAUUUUUGCUUAUUAUUAGAUAUCCUUGAUUAAUAUUAUUUCACAUUUUUUUUUUUUUUUUUUUAGAACGUAAUGAUCCAUAAAGAAAAAGUUGCUAGAAGAGAAAUUGGUGUUUUGACUGCAAAUAAGACUACCAAUCGCCAAUAUAAAAUAAUUGCGCCUGCUAAUCCAGAAAAACCAAUAAAAUAUGUUAGAAAACCAAUUGAUUUUACAGGUACUUAUUUUUUUUUUUUUUUUGAAAUUAAUACAAAUUAAUUAAAAAUAUUUAUAACUUAAUUACUUUUUUUUUUACAUACAUUAUUAUAAUAUAGUAUAGCAGAAGUUCUCAAACUUUUAAUUUCCCAUACCACUUAUAUAAAUUAUAGAUUUGUUAUGCACCACAUAUUAUUAUUUAACCUUACUAUUAAAAUUGAACUAUUCAUAAUGUUUUUGCAUUUAUUUCAAAAGAUAACAGUACAAUACAAUAGUAUAUUUCAAUAUAAUUAUAAUAUAUAUCAUAAUAUCAGAUCCACUAAAAAACACUUGUACAAUUAUUAAUUUAUUUAUUUUUUGUACUGUUACCAUACUAAUUAACUAACCUAACCUUCUGUGUACCCCUAUGUUGCCUACCCCGUACCAUCAGUGGUACACAUACCACUGUUUGAAAACCGCUGCACUGUAGACUAUUCCAAAAAUUUAACUAUUGGUGUUAUUAUCAUUUUAUUGAAAACAUAUUUUCUUGAAAUGCAUUAACAUUAAAUUAUACUUAUAGCACUCGAUGAUAUUGGCCAUGGUGUCCGUAACACUCCACGUAUGGUCCGUCAACCAAUUUCCACGAGUUCCAGUGCAUCAACUAAUAUGUCAUCUGUCGGCCCUGCUCCUACAAUCAAACCGCCUACUCCACCUGCUGUGAUACGAGGCACUGGAUCGUUGAGUAAAGGAUCACGUGAAUAUCGUACCCCUCCUGCUGUUGCUCCGCCCCAAGUUCCCAGUCAUUACGCUCCUAAUUAUCCCCUCGGUCAUGUCAGACGUGAAAAAGGACCGGGUUAUAAUACUCUUCCUUUACAUCAUACUUCUUCAUCUAGUAAUGUACAACCAUCUCCAAUCAUUGGCAUGGUGCAUCCAAUGCAGCAAUCUGAACAACCAGCUUCCUUAAACUCUAUGCCUCGUAAGUGAUUUUUAUGUUUAAAUAUUGAGUCAUAACUAUUCAACUUAAUUCAUUGUAUAACAAUAAAAUCAAUAAAUUUAUUUGUUUCAGCUCCUCCAUCUCCUCACACAUUAAACACAAGAAUGGGAGUUGGACCAGACUUGUUAGACCAUCAUCUUCAUCAAGCCCCAUUUACAUCAAACACUGACCAUUACCGUUCAAAUAUCUCUCAAUCGUCCACAGACCAUUAUCGUUCUAAUAUAACCCAACAAUCUACUGACCAUUAUCGCUCAAAUACAUCCCAGCAAUCAUCUACAGACCAUUAUCAUUCAAAUUUAACUCAACAAUCAACAACUGACCAUUAUCGUUCAAAUAUAACUCAACAGCCCUCUACAGAUCAUUAUCGCUCAAACAUUUCCCAAUCAGCAUCAACUGACCAUUACCGUGCAAAUACCUCUCAAUUGCCCGGUAUAUUAAAAAAUUCAUCACAAUAUCAUUCUUCAUCUGCAGUCACUACACCUCAACAGCAACAUGUCAGACAAGCAUCAGCGUCUCCUCCAUUACCACCCCCUCCAGAAGAUAAUUUUGGUCAUGUGCCUGCUGGUCCAAUCGUUCCGCAGGAACCAGAUCUUCCAGGAUGGGUUCCAAAGAAUUACUUGGAAAAAGGUAAUGCUUUAUUCUUUAAUAAAAUUAAUUUUCCAUUUUUGUAUAUUUUAACAAUUUAUAUUUACUUUAGUGAUUGCAAUUUAUGAUUAUUAUGCUGACAAAGAUGAUGAAUUAAGUUUUCAAGAGAAUGCAGUUAUAUAUGUAUUAAAGAAAAAUGAUGAUGGCUGGUGGGAAGGUGUAAUGGAUGGCAUUACUGGUUUAUUCCCGGGAAAUUAUGUGGAAGGUUGUAAAUAAAACAUGUUAUACCUAUGUACUGUGUACUUAUAUCAAAUUUAGUCACAUAUUAAAUAGAAUUAGUUUUAUUUCUCUUGAAGAGUUGGAAUGCAAUUUAAAGUUAUUAAUAAAAUAAUUGUUAAUAUUAGAUUGAAGAUUUAUCCAAAGAAAAAGAUUAAAAGUUUAAAUAAAAACUGGGUUUUAAUUAUAAAUGUAUUAAUCAAACAAUAUAAAUUUAGAUCUAAAUAAAUCAUAGUAUAUAUUUAUUAUUUUAGUUCAAUAAGUGUUUUAUAUUUGUAUUAAUUAAUUAAUUGACUUUUUUACAUUGUAUAUAUGAAUCAAACCAAUAAACUGGAAUACAAUACAUAAUAAUUUAUAAAUAAAAAAUAUUCAUUAAAUAUAUAUAUUUUUUUAGUCACAUUAGUAGAGUUUAUUUUGAUAUUUUAAAUUAUUUUAAAAUGUAUAUUUCAACUAAAAAUAUAAAUUGUACUUUGAACAUAAUUUAUGUUUAUUAAUAAGACAUGCGGGUACUCUUAAGCAACAUUUUAUACAUAUUGAUA
Cinara cedri is the source of this 6088-nucleotide messenger RNA. The record is from the annotation of a GenBank genome assembly. NCBI's taxonomy places the organism in Eukaryota, Metazoa, Arthropoda, Insecta, Hemiptera, Aphididae.